UGUGAAUAAUUUGAAGUCCACCCAUUUUGCCACCUGUAAUGGCCAUCUCUAUCUUCUCUCAGGAUGUUGGUAAGACUGCAGGGUUGCUCUUUAUUAGAAGGUGUUUGCUCUAGCAGCGCCCAAAUCUUCAAGUGAUUUGAAAAGACUUUAGAAAGAGUAGAAUGUUUUUGACAAAAAAUAAAAUGGAGUGUGAUUCUAUUCCUGUGAAUAGAAAGUUAUGUAAACUAGGCACGCUGUUCAUUCAUGCAAAGUGCAGUUCCUUUUGUGAUCACUAAGUGGUGAGGUUCAGCCGUGAAGAUUUCAUCAUAAGGAUCUUCAAGUUUCUUGAAGUUCUUCUGUCAAUGUUUUGUUUCAAAAUCAUAAUAGAGCUAACAUAAGUACACCAGCAAAGCCUGGAGAGCAUCUCCACAUCCCUGUAGAAAUCACUGUCAUCCUGCCAGGAGACUUUGAUGCAAAAGGAUAUAGUUCCAGUAAAUCUUCAGUGUUUUUCAGUUUUGUAGGUUCUGAGGGUUAAGAUUAGAAAUUAGGUAUUUGCUUGUAAAUUGGAAGUGUCUAUUUCAAAGCUGUCAGUUUACCCCUCUGACAUGGUCCAGGGUCUUGCUUCAUAUCUUAUUGGAGCUAUCUCCUGUACAAUAGCUGUAGAAUGGUCUGGAAAAUCUCACAGGAAACAUAUUUCACAGAUUUCAUGUUCUUGCUUCGUUUGAUUAGGUCAAAAUGCUCUUCCAGAAAUACCGAGGUAGAAUAAGACAAUGGAAAUAACUCUAGGAAAGGAAAACACAGUGAUAUACCUCAAAAGGGGAAUACUGUGGUGUGAGGCAGUCCCAGUUUGCCGAAUGAGAUGACUGAAUCACUGUGCCUACUCAAAAGUGUGUCCAAAAUGUUUCUUAAGCAUAAUGGGAAUACCAAAACUCCAGCUAUUUUUUUUUUUUUAAGGUAAUUAAUUACCACUUGAAAGGAGGAACUGUGUGUGUGAACAUGCUUAAGAAGUUUUUGUUGUGUUUUGGCUUGGGUCUGUUGGUUUUUCCCAAGCCACCCAUAUGAUUGAAGGUUAGCCUGCACGGCAAUUCAGAUAAAUGAUAAACAAAAACAUUUCUAAUGCAGUCACAGUUGUCAGAAUUGUCAGUGUCAUCAUCAUUUACAAAAACAUAAGCCACCUAAUCAGAGAACAGAAACAUGAGACUGAGCAUGCCAGUAACAGUUUGAUUAGCAAAUGAGGUCUUGCUGACUGAGUUGAUGAAGGAUGCAGAAGUGACCCAUGGGACAAGAUUUGUAUUGGUUUUGGCAACGUGAUCCCUGCUGUCAGAAAAAGAGAAGCAUAGAGAUAGACAUGACAAAGCAAAAAUGGCUCAAAAACAGUGACUCAGAGCAGCCUGGUGAGCCACCUCAACCUGUGCCCAGAGGUCUUGAGGCACUAGCAGGUCCUGGUGCUCCAGUGUGCAUGCAGACCCCAGGCUGCUAUUCCUCCUGGAGUGGCCAUUCCUCCUACUCUGCACUUGGUGCUGGCUCCAGGACCACCCAGCUGUCACCCAGACACAUAGCCAGGGUAGAGAUCUGGGCUUUACUUUAAGCCCUUGACAAAACCUCAUAAGAAAGGUGCUUCUGAAAAACCCAGCCUUGUAAACCCUGUCUCUCUGGUGGUCUGACUGGGAAACCUAGGUUUCCAGCUCUGACACUUGUCAGAAUUUUUGUUAUUCAGCUGAGUGCACGUGAACCAGGAAGAGUUUAUGAGGCACUUGUUACUGUAUUUGAAGACGGGAAUGUCCCCAGAGAGAGCGAGGCAUAUAAAAAAGGGGAAGCCGUGGUGCAAUGGAUCAGUCAGUUGCUCGUUGGUACUGGGGACGCAGCUGGGAUGAUGGCCACUUGCAUGCUCCUGUCCAGCCUUUGGGCCCUCGCCUCAGGCUCUGUGCAGGUGAUGCACAAAAAGGUGCAGUCGGUCCAGGCAGGCGGAAAUAUUACUUUCUCAUGCCAGUCAGUCAUGAACGAAGACGUAAUACAAGUGACCUGGCAGAAGGAGAUGGAUGGGGCUGAAGACAACAUAGCAACUUACAGUACAAUGAAUGGCCAAAAGAUAGCAAAGGACUACGAAGGCCAUGUGAGCUUUGCCCACAGCAGCCUGCAAGCCUCGGCCAUCUCCCUUCACCGAGUCACCCUGCAAGAUGAAGGAUGCUACAAGUGCAUCUUCAACACCUUUCCCUCGGGAGCUGUCACUGGCAGGAUGUGCCUCAAGGUUUACGCCAUCUCAGACCCUAAAGUGGAAGCCAAACUUAUACCCAGUCCUGACAAAGCUGAAGUCUCUGAGGUAGUGGUGGGGAUGAGCUGCUCAGCAACAGGGAAGCCAGCUCCAAAAAUCACCUGGCAACUUCCCAGCACUCUGCUGCAGAAACCAAAGGAGUACCACAUCAAGCUCAGUAACCAGACCAUCACUGUCAUCAGCAACUUCACCCAUGCCCACUCCAAAAUCCUCAAGGAGUACCCCAUUGCCUGUGUGGUCCAGCACCCAUCUCUAAAUGUGACCCUGUCCCUGCCCAUGGACAAUCUAACACAAGGUCAGGACAGUAUCAGUGUACCAACCGUGGCCAUUGCUGUGGGGGUGCUGGUCCCUCUGAUGUUCCUUCUCCUCUUCGUGUUGCUCCUUUGCUGCUGCCUGAGACACCUUCAUGAUCCAGAGAGAAACACAGCCUGGCCUUGCUGGGUCCUUGCUGUAUGUGCCAAGGAGAGAGCAUGUGGACAGUACAUGCUUACUGGCAAGCAGGCUACUACUGCAGUGCCCAACACAUGAGCUCCUGCAUGCCCUACAUGUGGACAUCUUGGACUGUCGUGCAGACCUGCUGUGAUAUCACACCAAAGGAAAUAGAGGGGGAAAAAAAGAACAUUCCAUAAUACAUAUUUAUUUUCUUAAACAACUUCAUUCCGUUUUGUAGAAGAAAAGCUGUGAAUUAUUUAUUUAAGACUCUAAGACUGUUGGCUGUGUGGGUCUGUAAUGCAACUUGUGGUUGGCAUUUUCUAUGCUGUAUUUAUUAUUUUCCCAUAUUUCAACAUCCCAGGUCCAAGCGGAGUGAGGGUUUUCUGAGGCAGUGUGGUAUUUUGUGGAACAGUGAUUUAGGAGGUGCUGCUCUGGGUAGAGGGAAGCAGCAAGUGUGUGGAACUGCUGACAUUACUGAGAGCUGCCAGGAACCUUCUCCCCAGCAGACAUGGGAGAUGGAGCAUGUCUGCAGCUGGAUCAGACUUGUAACCCUGGCGGCAGGCUCCAAGCCAUCAGAUACAAGGAAGUUACCACCCUUUCCUAGAAAGUUAUUUAAAGGCAAAGAGAAGUUUACUUCUCCUUCAAUGGUUUCCACGGCCAUUUCCUUAACCUAACAUGGUUGCCUCCUGUUUCCACAUAAUCACACCUGCCUGGGGGGAAGAGGUGGGGGAAUUUAAGGAGUGUUCGGAAGGUAUUAGGCAGAGCAGUCCUCCCUUUACUCCUGUCCUCUUGGCUUCAUGCAGCAAGUGUAUGCUAUCUGGUUUUCCCUUGCACAUCUACUUCAUGUGUACUUCCCGGAUGAAGCAGGUUGUGUGGAGGCCGAAAAGCUGAGUCAAGUGAAAUGAAAGAGAGUGGGUGAGCUGAGAAUGAACAAACCCACUUCUUGUCAUAAAAAGCUUUUAUAGAAUCCCUAAUGCUUAGUAAUAGCUGAUCUGAUGAUUGCAAGGAAAGGGGAACCAGUUACAGACCAGCAGCUCUUGCAAUUGGGAAUUUUUCUCUUGAACCCCGUAACUGUCAAAGGAGGAAACCUGAUUUUUUUCAAACUUCCCCACAGCUGCAAUUUAAGUUUCCUCCACACCUGUAUGGGAAGGGGCAAGGGAGUGAAGCAGACCUUCCCCAGGAGUAUUUUGAAUCCAAUGAGUUGCAGGCAAAGGAGCACUGCUCCAGGGUUCUUGGCUGUGUCAUGUCAGAUCUCUCUGCUCAAUAAGGUCCACACUUGGCCUUCAGGUGUUGGGUUGUUUUUUUCUAAGAAUUGUUAAGAUUGUUUUUAAGAAAGGAUACUACAAACGUUUGGACUACUGGGCUUUUCUUUUUUUUUCUUUUUAAUAAAAUAAA
Messenger RNA from Tympanuchus pallidicinctus (lesser prairie-chicken), 4078 nucleotides. Its product is annotated as OX-2 membrane glycoprotein-like. NCBI's taxonomy places the organism in Eukaryota, Metazoa, Chordata, Aves, Galliformes, Phasianidae. The transcript has 5 exons. The coding region runs from base 1850 to 2779 and encodes 309 amino acids. Gene Ontology annotation, molecular function: cell-cell adhesion mediator activity. The record is from RefSeq and is a predicted model, not a curated record. Gene Ontology annotation, biological process: negative regulation of macrophage activation; regulation of immune response.